Apodemus sylvaticus (European woodmouse) is the source of this 2587-nucleotide messenger RNA. Its product is annotated as zinc finger protein 431-like. The transcript has 4 exons. Lineage: Eukaryota; Metazoa; Chordata; Mammalia; Rodentia; Muridae. Gene Ontology annotation, molecular function: DNA-binding transcription repressor activity, RNA polymerase II-specific; RNA polymerase II cis-regulatory region sequence-specific DNA binding. The record is from RefSeq and is a predicted model, not a curated record. Gene Ontology annotation, biological process: negative regulation of transcription by RNA polymerase II. Bases 817 to 2271 code for a protein of 484 amino acids.
CAGACAAAAAAAUCUCUGGGUUGGGUAAUUUUCUAAAACGUUGGCACGCAGUGCACUGCUUUUAUUCCUUCAGAUUCGGGAAAACCCUCAUAUAAUUCAUAUUGAAUCAUUACUUCCACAUAGUUGAGAAAAAAUAUAUUUUCAAACUCAUGUAUACAAUGUUCUUUCCCUUGAAUGCUGUCCUGAAGGUCCCAAUUGUUUACCAUUUUGCUGAGAUGUAGCCAUACUCUUAACUCCUGGACUCAAGGUGUUUCUAAUCCUCAUGGAGUCAUUUACCUUAACACGGGGAAUUUACUUGCCAGAAGAGGCAAUAUCAUUGCCCAAUGCAACCAUCAACAUGGUAGCUCAGGCCAGGACCUUGUGCCAGGUGCAGAAACUCUGUCACUCAGUCCCAUCAGGGCCAAGCCAGGCUCGAUGCUCCACUGCAGAACUUAGUUCCAGAUAUUUGCCACUUCCCAACCUCCUUCGGUUCCAGGUUUUCAUACAUUCUCAUGGCCAUCUGGCUAUUUGUCCUCCCCCUCCCCGGACCUGAUCCCAAUUUCAUCCUGUGGUCUCACCUCCCACAUAGUUCCUUUCAUCCAUCUACCAAUCAUGACUAUUUUAUACUGCAUUUUAAAUGUGAUUUGAGCAUCCUCACUUGUAUAUUAUAACUUCUUUACCUCUUUUAUUUCUGCAGAGUAUAACCUGCGUAUCCUGUAUUUUAUGGCUAAUAUCUACUUAUAAAAUGUAGUGACACAUGAUGAUGUAGUGGUGAACUUUACUCAGGAAGAAUGGGCUUUGCUGGAUCCUUCCCAGAAGAGUCUCUACAAAGAUGUGAUGCUGGAGACCUAUAGGAACCUCACUGCAAUAGGCUAUAAAUGGGAAGAUCACAAUAUUGAAGAUGAUAGUGAAAAUUCUGGAAGACAUAGAAGGCAUUUUCAAAGACAUGAACCAACUAAUAGUGAGGAGAAACCCUAUGAAUGUAUUCAAUAUGAUGAAGCCUUUGCAAAAAAUAAUUACCAUCAGAUACAUAAAAACAUAUGUACUGGAUUUAUGUCUAAAGCUGGUCUUCAAAUACAAAGAAGAACACAGGCUGGAGAACAAGUCUAUGAUGGUAACCAAUGUGGUAAAGCCUUUACUCAUCACAGUAAUCUUCAAAAGCAUAAAAGAAUACAAACUGGACAGAAACCCUAUGCAUGUAACCAAUGUGGCAAAGCCUUUGCACGUCCCAGCAAACUUCAAAUCCAUAAAAGAACACAUACUGGAGAGAAACCCUAUGAAUGUGACCAAUGUGGCAAAGCCUUUGCCCGUAAUAGUUAUCUUCAAAUUCAUAAAGGAACACAUAGUGGGGAGAAACCCUAUGAAUGUAAUCAAUGUGGCAAAGCCUUUGUAUUUCUAAAUAGUCUACAGAGACAUAAAAGAACACAUACUGAAGAAAAACCCUAUGAAUGUGACCAAUGUGGCAAAGUCUUUACGCAUAACAGUACUCUUCAAAAGCAUAAAAGCACACAUAGUGGGGAGAAACCCUAUGAAUGUAACCAAUGUGGCAAAGCCUUUGUAUAUCACAAAAGCCUUCAAAUCCAUAAAAGAACACAUACUGGAGAAAAACCCUAUGAAUGUGACCAGUGUGGCAAAGCCUUUGCAUGUCCCAGUACUUUUCGAAAGCAUACAAGGAUACAUAGUGGGGAGAAACCCUAUGAAUGUAACCAAUGUGGCAAAGCCUUUGCAUGUCACAAAAGUCUUCAAAGGCAUAAAAGAAUACAUACUGGAGAAAAACCCUAUGAAUGUGACCAAUGUAGCAAGACCUUUGCAUGUCAUAGUAAUCUUCAAACUCAUAAAAGAACACAUAGUGGGGAGAAACCCUGUGUUUGUAACCAAUGUGGCAAAACCUUUGCACAACACAACAAUCUUCAAAUCCAUAAAAGAACACAUACUGGAGAGAAACCUUAUGAAUGUAAUGAAUGUGGUAAGGCCUUUGCCCAUCACAGUCAUCUUCAGAUCCAUAAAAGAAGACAUACUGGAGAGAAACCCUAUGAAUGUAAUCACUGUGGAAAAGCCUUUACAUGUCAUAGCGAACUUCACCUCCAUAAAAGAAUGCAUACUGGAGAGAAACCCUAUGAAUGUAACCAAUGUGGCAAAGCCUUUGCACAGCUGAGCAAACUUCAAAGACAUAAUAGAACACAUACUGGAGAAAAACCCUAUGAAUGUACCCAAUGUGGCAAAGCCUUUGCACGUCGGAGUAAUCUUCAAAGACAUAAAACAACAACACAUAGUGGAGAAAAAACGCUAUGAAUGUAAUCAGUUUUCCAAACCCUUUGUUGAACACUGUCACCUUCAAAUAUAUAAAAGAGCAUAUAACGGAGAAAACCCCUGAUAAUUCAGUGAAUGUGGCAAAGGCUUUGCCUGUUACAGUGUACUUAAAAGGAAUGUUAAAAACACAAUCUUGAGAGAACCCUAUAAAUGUAAUCAAAUUAAUAAAUCCAUUUUAUAGCAGUCACCUUCUAAGGUAUGAAAUGCAGUCAUGAGAUUACAGUGGAUGAAUAUGUCUGAUUCUUUUGCCUGCUCUUGAGAUUCUUUUCCUCCUGAAUAAAUGCUUUGCUAACUUUGA